Oncorhynchus gorbuscha (pink salmon) is the source of this 4678-nucleotide messenger RNA. RefSeq names its product galactose-3-O-sulfotransferase 1a (gene gal3st1a). The record is from RefSeq and is a predicted model, not a curated record. Gene Ontology annotation, biological process: myelination; galactosylceramide biosynthetic process. The transcript is spliced from 3 exons. The coding region runs from base 1234 to 2517 and encodes 427 amino acids. NCBI's taxonomy places the organism in Eukaryota, Metazoa, Chordata, Actinopteri, Salmoniformes, Salmonidae. Gene Ontology annotation, cellular component: membrane. Gene Ontology annotation, molecular function: galactosylceramide sulfotransferase activity.
ACUAUGCAAACAAUUUGGAAUUUCCAACAAAUGAAUGUUUCUUACGAAAACAAGACGUCUUUCCUCAACUCUUAGCCAGGAGAGAUUGGAAUGCAUAGUAUUAAUAUUACCCCUCUUGAGUACAAUGAAGAGCAAGACAUGCCGCUCUGUUCUGGGCCAGCUGCAGCUUAACUUGGUCUUUCUUAUUAAUGUAUUACAUAUACCUUUGAUUCUUAAGUAAUAUAACUUACAAACUUAGUACAGAAUCCAUAUAUCAUAACCCAAACAAUGUAUAGUUUCAAAAUACACAUAAGCUGUUGGUCCUUCAGUUGAGAACAGCAGAACAUUUCUCAAGCCCAUCCCUCAAGUUCAGCUGUUUAGUUGAAAAAUGAAUUGUGGCUAUUGUUCUGUAAUGUAACUGGGUUCACCACAAAACAAAGUGUACAUGAAAUGCAAUACCCAUGUCUUUUCAGUGUAUUUAUAACCUAUUGUUCAGGUUGUGCCCAAGAACAUCCCUUAGCCGUGUGUAUUUAUGAUAAUCCAUGGGUUCUCAUGCCUUAUUGCUUAAUUCAUACUUCAUUAUGUUAUUAAUCCUAUUUUCAUUUUGUUUUCAAAUGAUCUAUAUGCACAGCUAGUCUUUAGAACAAUACGGUCGUGAAACAGAGCAGGCUUGAUCAGUUGGCACAAUCGUGGGCUUUGUGCAUUGGCUCUCUGCAUGUUAUUUUUAAACAAUUUGCUAGCCCUCCUAUCAGCUUGCAUCUCAGACUUGACUCCAGUGUCUGCUCUCAAUAGCCUUCUGUAUAAAGACAGAAAAAAGCCCUUCCCCUGUCCCUCUACCCCCUCACUCUCUCUCUCCCUCUCUCUUUCUCUAUGUGCCUCUCUCUUUCACACAGUGUCAAGUCCCCUGACAGGGAGCCUGAUCACUUUGAGAGUUGAAAGUGGAGGAGGAGGGUGCCAGAGACAUCAGGUUUGCAUAAUAUACAGAGAGAGAGAGCACCUGCCAGGUGAAUGGGCUUCGGAGCGUUGGGCUGUCAUAUGUAAGGAAAGUACUGGACCAUGUGGUGGGGUUGUGACAUCAUGUGCGAUCCAACGGGAGCAGGAAAAAGGCACCAGUGGACCGGACAGCUCUACUUAUACUCACUGCUAUACACUCUGAGGAGAAACAACCGUCCUAGGUUUCAACUUCAGUGGCAUUUUUAAUCUAACUGCAGUUGCUGGAUUUAUGCACAAAAGGAUAGCCCUCAAUUUGGGACCAUGGUUGUCAAACAGGGGAGGCAAUGGAGGUCGAUGUGCAAAGGCCUUGUCCUGGGUACCCUACUUACCAGCUGUAUGAUCCUGCUCUACUGCCUUUCUGCUCCACAGGUCCACUUCAACCUGCCCGAGGUGCCAGUGCCUUACUCCUGCGCUCAUCGGCCGGCUCAAGCCCACGCCUCACCACUCAGAAAUGGCUCCCAGUAUGCCACGGGACAGACGGGCCUCUGCACUCCCAAAGUGGAUGUCAUGUUCAUGAAGACCCACAAGACGGCCAGCAGCACGCUCCUCAACAUCCUCUUCCGCUUCGGAGAAAAGCACAGGCUCAAGUUUGCCUUUCCAAACAGCCGUAAUGACUUCUUCUACCCAUCCUCAUUCCAACGCUCCCAGGUCAAGGACUACAGGCCUGGCAUGUGCUUCAAUAUCAUAUGCAACCACAUGCGCUUCAAUGCACCGGAGGUGGCCAAGGUGCUCCCCACAGACACCUCCUACAUCACCGUCCUCAGAGACCCGGCUGAGCUCUUUGAAUCCUCCUUCCAUUACUUUGGCCGCCUGGUGCCCAUGACCUGGAAAAUACCAGGCAAGGACAAGGUGGGGGAGUUCCUGCGUGACCCCCGCCACUACUUUGACCCUGAUGGCUUCAACUCCUUCUACCUCAAGAAUCUUCUGUUCUUCGACUUCGGGCAGGACAACACUCUGGAGCUGGGCGACCCGAGGGUGGAGGAAGGCAUCCGGGCCAUCGCAGGCUGCUUCCAGCUGGUCAUGCUGGUGGAGCACUUUGAGGAGUCCCUCAUCCUGCUCAUGGACGCCCUCUGUUGGGAGAUGGACGACCUGCUCUUCUUCAAGCUCAACGCCCGGAAGGGCUCCACCGUGUCCAAACUGACCCCAGAGUUGAGGGCCAAGGCCCUGGAGUGGAACGCCGUGGACUGGAGGCUUUACCAACACUUCAAUGCCACCUUUUGGAGGAAGGUGGAGGCAUACGGGCACCAGCGGAUGGCUGACGACGUGGCGGAGCUCCGGAGAAGGAAUGCAGAGAUGGCGGCCGUCUGUAUUGAGGGAGGGCAUGCUGUGGAUGCAGAUAACAUCCAGGAGACAGUCAUGCAGCCCUGGCAGCCCAUCGGGGAGAAGUCCAUCAUGGGCUACAACCUGAAAAAGAACGUGGACAAGGCCCACCUCAAGCUGUGCCGUAAGAUGCUCACACCCGAGCUGCAAUACCUGACAGAGCUGGGGGUCAACCUGUGGAUCACUAAGCUGUGGGGACAUGUGAGAGACAUGAUCAACUGGUGACUGGUUGACUUGUUUGCCUAAAUGGAAAACUCCACCCCAAAACUAUCUUUUGGUAUUUGUUUCAUUAGUCCAAUGUUGAUAUUGUCCCAAAACGUUUUGCAUGUAUGCAGUCAAGUUUUCAGAAUUACAGCUAGUAUGAUGCAUUUUGAAUCAUAUGAUGCUGUGUUUUGCAGAAUAUGAUGCAAAAUGCAUCCUACCAGCUGUAUUUCUGUAUUUUGAAAGUUAUAUUUCUUGAAAACUUGAUCGCUGACAAGCAAAACAUUUUGGGACUAUAUCAACAAUGCAGUGCUUAAUUUGUAAAUUGGUAGGUGCCAGAACAGUGUGCCAGAGAGGGGGGGUGACUUGCGGGGCUCUGGUGUACCAGAAUACAUGCAGCAUUAUCAUAGCUUUUGCUACUGGCAUAGAGCGGUAGAGAAGAAGCGCUUGCAUAAAUUCUACAUAUGGGGGAGGGGGAGGGGGGCUUAGUGUCCGUGAAAAAUGUGGCCUUUUAUUAAAACAAUGAAUUAAAUUAAUUCUACAUCAUAUUAGAUUAAAAGCAUACUAUUUUUAAUACCUCACGAGUGAUCGAAAUGACAGGCUACUUUGACACGGACAAACUGAGAAUCUGAGAUCACUAGAAAUUAGUUUGUCUUGAAUUCAUCAAUAGCCUAGGCCUGUGUGUGCGGGGAGACACAUAGUAUACAAUAUGAGGAGGAAAUUAUAGUCCUAAAAAAGCUUUGCAAUUUCACUGACUCUCCCAAUGGUGCGCUGCUCACUCCCCGGUGAUGGCGGAUGCGCUCGUGCCAAAAAGCGUAUCGCUCUCUUGCUUUACUUUGUAAAACAAUGCUGUUGUCUCAAUAGGCCUAUUUGGAAGUUGAUAACAGGUUAGCCUUCUUUUCAGCAGGAUCCAUUUUCUUUCCAACCUGUGUUUUCCCGCGAUUGUAUUUGAAAUAUUGCGAAAUGUCUGUUUUGGCUGCAUGCUGUUUGUUCACUGAAAGAUUUUCCGCGCGUUCCGGACUGUAGGCAUGCCUUGCGGUUCGGCUACACACAAUCCACACCUAGCCAGUAUUUUUUUUAUAAUCUAUUGAUCCUCUGUGGGUGAAUUAUAGUUUUACUCCUGAUGUAGUAUACAGAAUUGUUUCAUUUCUUCCUGAACAGACAGCAGUAAUUAUUCAGCGUUGGCAAAUGUAGGCUAUUUCAAUCUAUCAGUGUUGCUGCGGCACCUCCAGCAACCUUCCUGUGGCUAUGAUUAUAUAAGGAAAUAAAUUAUGAAGUGCAAAGCUGGAGAGAAGAGAGUUGAAGGUUCAUGUCUAUCAGAGUAGAAAGAGGGAGAUAGAGAGAUCAUAGAAAGUGAAUAUCAUUUUAGUUAUGUAAAGGAUACAGUCGUGCUUCCUUCUCUCACCACAGCAAUGGUCACGCGUUGGUAUAGGGCACAAUGUUGGGCAAACCAUAAACCCGGGCCAGUCCAACAUGGACACAUUCUUAGAAUAUCAGGCACGUUUUCUCAUUACGUUUUUUACGGGGCAGGAGAAUUACAGAGGAGUCGAAGUUGAAUGAACUCAGAUUGCUUUUAUUAUAUUUUUUACAUUGUAAACAGUGAAAAUAAUUGUUCAUGCCACAAGAUGUACUGGAUCCUGCCAAAUGGGUUCUGGAACGAAAAUGUCAAAAACGGAGAAGUGCCAAACCUGUUCCAACAGGACCCGGCUCAAAUUAAGCACUGCAGCAAUUGACCAAUGAAACAAAUACCUACAUUUAUUUUCCCAUAAAUAAAGUGCAUGUUUAUGUUUGCAAAAUGUAAUGUACCCGGUAGGUGCUUGAGAACGGCAACGUUUUCAGUUACAAUCUGAAGAUAUGCAUACCAUUGUAAAAAACGUCACUCUCCCGCUUUAAAAUGUGUUUUUUGUUUAUAGGGGGCAAAUGGUCCCUUUUAUUUCCCCUCUAUUUAUUUAUGGUGAAAUUGAAUACUAUUGAAAACUGACCCGAACCAUUUCCCCAUUUGUCUAUUUGGUUGGUUUCAAUGACAACAAGUUCAGAUUCCCCUUCAUGAAAGACACAUAUUCAAGAACAUAUUGAGGGCAAAUUUAGGACAAUAAAAUGAGAAUACUGAAACGUCGGAUCUAACCCAUCAGCCCUGCCAAUUUUAGAAAGUGAUACUCUUGUAUUUUCGAAAUAAAGACCAAAU